Humulus lupulus (European hop) is the source of this 1052-nucleotide messenger RNA. RefSeq names its product CASP-like protein 5B3. Bases 333 to 791 code for a protein of 152 amino acids. NCBI's taxonomy places the organism in Eukaryota, Viridiplantae, Streptophyta, Magnoliopsida, Rosales, Cannabaceae. Gene Ontology annotation, cellular component: plasma membrane. The record is from RefSeq and is a predicted model, not a curated record. The transcript is spliced from 3 exons.
CUUAUAUUUUCUCUCUCUCUCUCUUUAUUGUAAUCUGAGCUUUUGUUUUUUAUUUUAACACAAAUUUCAAGCUAUCCACUUUGUAAUUUCUUGCCAUUUACUUGGGUUUUGAGAAAAAAAUCCGGGCUUUCCCUGUUCUUCUUUUAUUUAUUUUUAAAAAAACUUGUAGUCUAAUCUUAAAAAAAAAGCAAAAGUGGGAAGAGGGUGUUGCUAGUUUCAUGAUUUGGUUUGUUUUCUCAGUAUUAUUAUUAUUAUUAUUAUUUGUAAAGAUGGGAACUUUAUCAGACCCAUUAAGAAUCUGAAACUUCCUCAUUUUCUACCCAAGAAAAAAAAUGAAGGAUUUUCCUGGUACACCAGGGACUUUGACAGGGCUUCUUCUCAGGAUUUCACAAUGCGUUUUUGCAGCUGGGUCAAUUGCUUCCAUGGCCACUACUUCAAGCUUUUUCAAUUUCACUGCUUUCUGCUAUCUCAUUGCUUCAAUGGGUCUUCAAGUGAUAUGGAGCUUUGUUCUUGCACUAUUAGAUGCAUAUGCCUUGGUGAGAAAGAAGGCCUUCCAUAACCCUGUUUUGGUUAGCCUCUUUGUAGUUGGAGAUUGGGUUACAGCAACACUGUCUCUUGCAGCUGCUUCUGCCUCGGCCGGCAUCAGUGUAUUGUACUUUAGUGAUUUGGGACGAUGCAGUUUUGGAAACGAAUGCCAAAAGUACCAAAUGUCAGUUGCUUUAGCAUAUCUAAGCUGGGUCACCAUAGCAACCUCUUCUCUAAUCAUGCUUUGGCUUUUGGCUGCAGGGUAGAGCAGAAGAAGAAGCCUUUGUUUUUGUAUAGAAAAAUUGGAUUUGUUUUCACUUGUUUCUACUUGUGGCUUUCUCUCUAGUAGAAAAUGUUUAAUCAUUUUUUGUCUUUAGUCAAUAGGAAACAAUAGAAAAAGAAGCAUAUACCAUUACAAUACUCAAAUCACUUCCUCUCAAAGUGUCAAAGUUGGGAAAAUAGUAUAGAAAGAAAAGAAAAAAUGUUGGAUCAUAUUUUCAAUAGAAUGUUGGAGAAGCAUUUGCCUA